UCUGGGAGGCUACACGCACCCCAGCUCUGCAACGUGGCCGCGUUCAUCCGGGUCGCCCUCGUAUCCCCCACCCCACUCCCUCUCUCUCAAACUCUUCUGUUCUUUCUCCAGGCCCAGUCGUAUUCCAGGUUUCUCGAUUCAGGGCUUCUGUUGCUCCCCCCAAAUUCGGAGAGCCUCCUGCUUCUCUGACUCUAGCUACUUUAGCCAAACCCCUUUGCAGCCUGAAGCCUCCUCUCCCCCGACACCGCCCGGCAGCGGGGUGGAGGCAGGGCCAACUGGGGAACCGCCCCCAACCGCCUCCCAGGCUAAGCGAUCGGGCGGGUUGCUGGGGCGCCUCCACCUCCUCUUCCUAAAGCGGCGAGGCGCAGCCGAGCGGCAUCACUGGAGCCCAGGUCCCAGCCACUGCCUCACGUACAGCCCUGCAUUCAGGAAGAGGAGCAGCACCGCAGUUGGCCACGACCUCGGCAGGCGGGCAUCUAAGAGGCCCCGAUCGAGAAGCCUGGGAGAGCAGCCGAGCUACCCCCGUAGGAGGAGCCAGUCUGAGCCCAAGGCGCCACCACCGCAGAAGCAGCGCAAAGUAGCACUCGCCUCCAUGGCCCACUCACCGGUGGCUGUCCAAGUGCCCGGGAUGCAGAAUAAUAUAGCUGAUCCAGAAGAACUGUUCACAAAAUUAGAGCGCAUUGGAAAAGGCUCCUUUGGAGAAGUUUUCAAAGGAAUCGACAACCGUACCCAGCAAGUGGUUGCAAUUAAAAUCAUUGACCUUGAGGAAGCCGAAGAUGAAAUAGAAGACAUUCAACAAGAAAUAACUGUUCUGAGUCAGUGUGACAGCUCAUAUGUAACGAAAUACUAUGGGUCCUAUUUAAAGGGUUCAAAACUAUGGAUAAUAAUGGAAUACCUAGGGGGAGGUUCAGCUUUGGAUCUUCUGCGCGCUGGUCCAUUUGAUGAAUUCCAGAUUGCCACCAUGCUCAAGGAGAUUUUGAAAGGUCUGGACUACCUACAUUCUGAAAAGAAAAUUCACCGAGACAUUAAAGCCGCCAAUGUCUUGCUUUCAGAACAAGGCGAUGUUAAACUUGCUGACUUUGGAGUUGCUGGCCAGCUGACAGAUACACAAAUUAAAAGAAACACCUUUGUGGGAACUCCAUUUUGGAUGGCUCCUGAAGUUAUUCAACAGUCAGCUUAUGACUCUAAAGCUGACAUUUGGUCACUGGGAAUUACUGCUAUUGAACUUGCCAAGGGAGAGCCUCCAAAUUCUGACAUGCAUCCAAUGAGAGUUCUGUUUCUUAUUCCAAAAAACAACCCCCCAACUCUUGUUGGAGACUUUACUAAGUCUUUCAAGGAGUUUAUUGAUGCUUGCCUGAAUAAGGAUCCAUCGUUUCGCCCUACAGCUAAAGAACUUUUAAAACACAAGUUCAUUGUGAAAAAUUCCAAGAAGACUUCGUAUCUGACUGAACUGAUCGAUCGAUUUAAGAGAUGGAAGGCAGAAGGCCACAGUGAUGAUGAAUCUGACUCCGAGGGCUCUGACUCGGAAUCCACCAGCAGGGAAAGUAAUACUCACCCUGAGUGGAGUUUCACCACUGUGCGCAAGAAGCCUGAUCCAAAGAAACUCCAGAAUGGGGAGGAGCAAGAUCUUGUGCAAACCCUGAGCUGUUUGUCUAUGAUAAUCACACCUGCAUUUGCCGAACUUAAACAACAGGAUGAGAAUAAUGCGAGCCGAAACCAGGCAAUUGAAGAACUUGAGAAAAGCAUCGCGGUGGCUGAAGCUGCCUGUCCUGGCAUCACAGAUAAAAUGGUGAAGAAAUUAAUUGAAAAAUUUCAAAAAUGUUCUGCCAAUGAGUCCUCUUAAAAAUGUGUUGUUGCUAUUGCUGGCUUCGGUUUCAUACGGACCCAGAGAAACCCACCAAAGCUAUGUCAACCUUAAUAAUGCUUAACCCAUGAGCUCCAGGUGCCUUUGGAUCUUUGCGACAUUGAAGAUUUAGGAGAAGCUUUCAAGUAUUUUGUGAUGGUGGCUAUCAUUUUGUAUUUUAAAGAGAUUAUUUUGUAAGGAAUAAUUUUAAUACUAUAGUUUCACCUGUAUUGUAGUAAAUGUUGAGAUACAGUUGUUUUUUUUUAACGUUAGGUACCAUUAUUUCUUAUGUUACUAGAAUGAAUACUAUUUGGUUUUCAAUCUUUAGUUAACUGUACACUCAUGAAACAUACAGGUCUUUCAAAGUCAUCCUAAAUAUUGAACGUCUGUAAAUCAUCAAGCUUCAAAAAGUAUUCCUUUUUUUUAUGCGAACAUUCGAAAAAUGACUAUGUGUAGGGAGGUAGAAAUAAGUCAUACCUUCUUAAAACAAAUAUUUGUAAUAAGCUCUUGGAAAAAACACCUAGAAAAGUAUUAAUUUUUCUAGCAAGGUGUUCUGGAUUCCAGGCAGCUCCAUGUUUAUCAUACUUGAGAACCUUGUGUUUGAAGCACCAUUUCCAGGCAACAUGUAGCAGAAGAAGUACCUCUUGGUAUUUUUAUCUUCUCUUUAAGAUGGAAGAAGCGGUUAACCCUUAUUUACCAUGGUUAGACGUUUAAAGUAAUCUCACUUAGCCAAGGAUGAGGGUUUGGUUAAACUGGAGGAAUUAGUCUGGCUUCAACCUUCAAAUCUUCAGCUCAAAUAAUAUUGUACAUGCUUGGAUUUAGAAAAGUUUUAGAGACCUUGUUGUCUUGUGAGUAAAUACCUGAUUCAUAGUUAUGAACAUAAUGACACCAGCAUCUUUUGUCAUGGUAACUCAAUUUUCGUAGAACUAUUUAUAUAUUUUUUCUUUAUAAUUAUCCACACAUAAGCAUAGUGUGUUCAGUUUUGAAAAGGUAUUUAAGUGAACAUUGUCUAGCUCAUAUGAAAAUACCAUAGGGCAUGAACAUUUCUCCUCAUACAAAGGUAAGAUAGACUGUACAGUUAAUUUUCAGUUCUAUUUAUGGUACUGUUAAGUGGGUAAUAUCCUUUUUUAGCCCUAUAUAUAUAUAUACUAUGUUUGCCUAAGUGCUGAACUGGGGCUAUAGUUUCAUAGCUGUAGGCUUGUUGGCACUGAUUAAUUUUGACAGUUAUGAUUUUCGUGUUUGUAUCUGCACAUUUGAUUUUUGCACAAAUGAUUUUUAAAAUGUCUGGACAACUGCCAAAUAUUAAGAGAAAGAUGUUGUGUAAGUAAACAAUAGAGUUUUUAGUUGAAGUGGCCAUUACAUGCCUUCUUUCAAAAAAGAAAUUCAAACACUUGAGAAGGUAUAGUGUUAUAUGUCAUGAAAAUUCUUUGCAUUGGUGCCUGUGCGCUAACAGUUGCUCUUACUUGAUUAUAUUUUGAAGUCAUGAUUCGGUUAGAGUUUUCAUCAGUUCUGUAACUGAAACUCAAUUACACUUUGUUCUCCACAGUGCUCUACAAAUACUUGUGUGACUUGAAUCAUGGAUUACAUUCGUAUUUUUGUCAAAAUAAAAUCUACCAGUUCAUAAAUUGAUUAUGUAAAACCUUACCACAUAACUGCAUCCCAAAUACAGCUUGUAUUGCUUGCUCAUUGGAGCUUUUGUCCUAUAGACUGUUUCUAGGUAAAGCAUACUUCAGUGUUUGGGGGAUUUUAAAAAAUAAAUAUUUAAAUGUUA
Myodes glareolus (Bank vole) is the source of this 3614-nucleotide messenger RNA. RefSeq names its product serine/threonine kinase 26 (gene Stk26). Lineage: Eukaryota; Metazoa; Chordata; Mammalia; Rodentia; Cricetidae. Gene Ontology annotation, biological process: protein phosphorylation; negative regulation of cell migration. The record is from RefSeq and is a predicted model, not a curated record. Gene Ontology annotation, cellular component: cytoplasm; Golgi apparatus. Gene Ontology annotation, molecular function: protein serine/threonine kinase activity; ATP binding.